Molecule: messenger RNA, 1176 nt
Organism: Colletotrichum abscissum
Lineage: Eukaryota; Fungi; Ascomycota; Sordariomycetes; Glomerellales; Glomerellaceae
Exons: 2
Coding region: 1-1176 (391 amino acids)
Source: RefSeq, a predicted model, not a curated record
AUGGACGGUCUGAAUACGCCACUCGUCAAGCGACGACGAUGUGCGGGGGCAAAGCCCCAGAUACUAGCAGAAUACCAAUCGGGGGCAGCAUUCUCACGGCGUACGCAUGAUCUGGUGCUGGACUGGCCAACUGCAGAGCUGAAAGCUUUGGCCUGCAUGCUCUAUUCGACAGGCAAUCAUCUCAUGGGCCUCUUCGAUCAGGGCCGUCCAGGGGAGACUUCAUCUGGAUGGAAAGUGAACUCAUUUGGUUUGACGCCCCCACAGGGUCAUGAGGACUACUCGGCAGAGUGGACAGCGAUUGCCGAUCAACGCCAUGGCGCUUCAACUUUGAUCAGCCAGGGAAAUGGCACACAGCAGAAGUGCCAAAGAACUCUUCUGAACGUUUUCAAAAGCAUCGACCAGCUUGCACAACAGGAGGAUCCCUGGAUGUUGGUUUACCUAUGGAGGAUCAUACUAUACUUGCGAGGGAUUUCAUACCGUAUCGAGAACAAAAAAGUGGGUAUUCCAUCCACACGUCUUGGACCUCAAAACGAUCACCUGGUCGGCCAUCUACUCGGCGGAUCGCAUCCGGUGGUUCUCAUUAUGGUCGCUCGAUUUUGGAGAUACUGGCCCGCAGCGCUUGCUGAUAAUGUAUUGCCGAAUUACGGGACUCUCUUGGCUCGCUCCGGAACUGAAUUUGGGUCUUCUGAUGAGCGUACAAGUUUCUUUCUGACUGAGUACAUGUACGUUGCGUACUAUCAUGGGCAUAAUAUCACCUUGACAUAUCAGCUGGCUUCUGACCUUUGUCAGAGAUCUGAGGAACUCGGGCCUGUUCCACACUGGAGGGGGGAAACAUAUGGCUUCGUGCUUGCCUCCAAGUUACUGGCGAGAAUUGACAAGGAGAAGGGAAAAAUUGACCUCUGGCAUGGUCGUCUAACUCCUCUCGCCGAGAAGCUGCGAAACGGCGAUCGAGAAUGCCAAACAAGGGCCUUACAGAUCCGACGCAUGAUGGCCCGCUGGUAUCGUGAGGCGGGUAACAGGGAGCGGGCUCAGGAACAGAGGGGGUAUGCUGAUGAAAUAUUCAACUCAAUGAGAGAACUCGGGGUGGAACAAGGCAACUGGAAUCUGAACUGGCCGUUCCAAAGUGGGCAAUGCCGUCCUUCUGAACUUGCACGUGUUUACAGGCAACACACCUAG